AUGAAUGCGCGAUCGCAAGUUUUCGAGUUAUCUGUCGAAGGACGACAGAUUGAAGAGGCAAUUUUGAGUAUUUUUCACUCAAUUUUACUUCACAGGACGUCUGGAAAGUUUAACUACAAAAGAGAAGGGUCUUAUAGCAUAGGAACCGUUGGGAUGGUUGAUGUUGACUGCGAUUUUGUGAACUGCACCUAUGUUCGGGUAGAUUCGGAUGAGUUACAUCGUUCCUUGAAAAGGCAAGUUGCGGAGUUUAGGGAAUCUUUGAAAAGUUCCCACGGCCUAAGGAGUGGACAAAUCUCUCUAGAGUUUUAUCAAAGAAAGAAAGCUCGGUGGCCUUUCGGAAUGGAGAAUAUUCCGUGGGAAAUUUGGACGGUAAAAUUAAAUGUCGUCAGCCUAGCUAACGAGCACGAACGGCAGAUCUGCCGAGAAAAAGUCGGCGAGGCUCUCGCAGAAAAAAUAAUUUGUAUUGCUGGAGUGAUGAACAGACCAGAGUAUGUUCCCAAGAUGCCGAAUCAGUCAGAUGUUGCUAAUGUUUUUGAUGUAAGCUUCCCAGACGUUCAACCUUACCUUCAUAAGUUUAGUUACCAAGCUUCCGACCAGCCAUCUCAGUCUGUGGGGACCACAAUGAAAAGACUUAUACUAGAUACAUUCUCCUACUGA
Molecule: messenger RNA, 657 nt
Organism: Pocillopora meandrina
Lineage: Eukaryota; Metazoa; Cnidaria; Anthozoa; Scleractinia; Pocilloporidae
Source: the annotation of a GenBank genome assembly